Vespula vulgaris is the source of this 1759-nucleotide messenger RNA. Its product is annotated as serine protease 53-like. NCBI's taxonomy places the organism in Eukaryota, Metazoa, Arthropoda, Insecta, Hymenoptera, Vespidae. The record is from RefSeq and is a predicted model, not a curated record. Gene Ontology annotation, molecular function: serine-type endopeptidase activity. The transcript has 11 exons. Gene Ontology annotation, biological process: proteolysis.
AGGUCAACAAACCAUUGUAUAUAAGAUAAGAUUCAACUUCAUUGAUUGUUGGUGUUGAUCGUAUAAAAGCUUCAAUGCAACGACUGAUUUGAUUCUUGCAAAAUGUCGCGGAAUUUCCUUAUUAUUUUCGCAGCCCUCUUUACGGGAUGUUUCGGCUUUUAUUUGAAGCAUCUGCCGCUUCUGGACCAUCGUAUCGUAGGUGGAAAAUCAGUUGACAUUCUGGAUCAUCCUCAUCAAGCGAGUUUAUUAUUUCAAUAUGAACACCUCUGUGGUGCUUCUGUAAUUAGCGAAAAAUGGGUUAUAACCGCUGCUCAUUGUAUGAGGUUUCCACAGUAUUUUUAUUUAGUAUCGGUGGGUAGUAAUGCUACGAAAAGCGGUAUAAGAUAUGGGGUCAACAAAGUUAUAUCCCAUCCAAUGUUCGAUCCUGCAACUUUAGAUUACGACGUCAGUCUUAUUGAAGUCCAAGAAAACAUAUAUUUGAAUAACGAAGUAAAGCCGAUAAAACUUACUUUCUCAGAACCAACAUAUGGUUUUAUGAAUGUCACUGGAUGGGGAAAAUUAAAGGAAUCAGGCGAUGAUCCAUACUCUUUGCAAGGAGUAAAUGUGCCCAUUAUUAGCAGAGAAAACUGUCAAGCAGCUUACAGAGACAUUGCUAAUAUAACUGAACAUAUGAUUUGUGCUGGUAUGGAGAAAGGUGGUAGGGAUGCCUGUCAUGGUGAUUCCGGAGGACCACUUUCAGCAAAUGGUACACUUUAUGGAAUCGUUUCAUGGGGACAUGGAUGUGCCCAACCAAAUUAUCCCGGUGUAUAUACUAACAUUGCAUCUUUACGCUCCUGGAUUUUGAAAAUGAGUGGUGUUUAAUAUGAUUUAAAUGAAAAAGUGCGUGUCUAUGUAUAUAUAGUUUUCGUUCUUAGAGAGGCCAAAAAGGUGUCUAUCAAAGAGUACCCCUAUCACGUGUCUAUUCAAAAAUUCGGAAAGCACAUAUGCAGUGGUGCAUUGAUAUACGAAUCCUGGAUUUUAACCGCAGCAUCCUGCGUAUUCAACUCGAAGACAUCCGAUGUUAAGAUACGCGUUCGUUCUGAAUCUUUAGUAAGCAAGGGAGAUAAUUUGGAUGUGAGUAACAUCGUUAUCCACAAUAAAUUUGACAAAUAUGUUAAUAUCAACGACAUAGCAUUGAUAAGGUUGAAAAUGCCAGUAAUGUUUGGGCAAAAAUUGCAACCGAUUGGUUUGCCAGAAAAUACGGACAUCAUUAAAGAUAAUACCAUAUCUUUCGUUACUGGCUGGCAACGAAAAUCGUUUCAGAAAAUAUCUAUUGAACCUGAGUUAUCGGUAAUAAGUGUGAUGACCGUAAAUCAGAAGAGAUGCGCAUCCCUGAUGCCAAGCUACAAACCACUCUCCGAGAAAAUGCUUUGUGCUGGUAACAUGACUAAAGGAGUGGAAACGUGUCAGGGAGAUCUAGGAGCACCUCUCAUGGUAGACCAGAUGCUGAUUGGGAUUCUAUCCUAUGGAUUAGGAUGUGAAACUAUGCUACAUCCGGGUGUCUAUACCCGUAUCAGUAAUUACCUUGAGUGGAUUGCAUCGAAUUCGGGUAUCCACUACUAAACUAUUAAUUUAGAAAAUUAGAAAAAUUUAGGAAAUUAGAAAGUAUAUAUCAGAAAUGAUCGCGCAGCCAUCUAUAUUCGAGAACAAUGUCUACCUAAAAUAUUGUAAUCAUUGGAUAUUUAUAUAGUAAUAAAAAUAUACAAAACUACUUUUCUUA